This is a messenger RNA of Ictalurus punctatus (channel catfish), 580 nucleotides long. It is a transcript of the gene cimip2c, whose product is annotated as family with sequence similarity 166 member C. The coding region runs from base 1 to 480 and encodes 159 amino acids. The transcript is spliced from 3 exons. Lineage: Eukaryota; Metazoa; Chordata; Actinopteri; Siluriformes; Ictaluridae. The record is from RefSeq and is a predicted model, not a curated record.
AUGGCAGCAGUGACUUCCAGAAACGGCACUCUUAUCACGCACAACAAUGCGACCUACAUCCCAUCGCCUCUGAUACCGGGUUUCACAGGACAUGUGCCUACCACCAAGUUCAUGUCUGGGGACACAUUUGGGAAGGCAAGCGUCAAGUAUUUACAGGACGUCCGACGUGCAUCCACGGCCUGCCAUGCAAGUGAAUAUGGUAAAGGUGGCCUGCUCCCUUGCAUCUACUCAAAUGAUGGGCCUCUGAUCAAUAUGCAUCGCUCACAGAACAGAUACCCAGCCGUCCAGCCGACCUACUGGUCACGUUACAAUGUAGAUUUCAAACGGCAAGGAGAGAUCGAGCUUUUUAAUGAGCUGGCACAGAAACACAGGGAGAAAUACAAAGAUACGACUGGGACACGGCAGCCUGUGAGUUUCUUCACGAUGCCAGUGACGGACAAUGAGAAGUAUUUGUGUAAGACGCACUACUUUGAAAAUUAAUUAAUAACUUUGUAUUUGUUGGUACAAGUGUGUGUUACUGUGUAUUCGGUGACAUAAUGCAACAACAACCAAAGAAAGUGAUGGAGGAGGCCCUAUGGGA